AUGGAUAAACCUAAAUACAGGAGGAACUACCUAGCCUGCUUAAACUGUCGCACGCGCAAAGUCAAGUGCGACUUGGGCUCUGCGGACUCUCCGCACGAUCCUCCAUGUGCCCGCUGCAAACGUGAGCGCAAAGAGUGUGUUUUCACGCAGACCAAGCGUGGUGGCUCUCGCAACGUUGUGAUGGGUAAGCUUCGUAAGGCCAACUCAGACCCUAGCAACUCGCUCACUCCGGUUUUGCCGCCGCCAUCGCAUUCUCUCAGGCCGUUGCUAACGUCUCCUGCCGAUUUCCCACGCGAAGAGACCCAGCAAAACACAAGUAACUCCACAAUGGUGUUUCUGGCCCAUAUUGCAGGGAACUUUGCCAAGGCCGACGAACGGGAUCGAAUCGACGCCUAUGAGCGGAUCCAGAACCUGGAAAAACGCGUGGACUCUCCUAGAGAUCCUGGGCUGCUGGACGUGGCCGGUGUUUCUGCUGGUCCAGAUCUUCCGUCUGUCGGGUCGGCCUCAAGCAAUCAGUCGACUUUGGAUAAUUCAGAGCGUUCCAAAGCGGUUUCUGUGUCAUCGGCCGACUCCUUCACGGCUGAACACGACACUUCGGGCGCAAAGGAGUCGUUUGGCCACGACUCCUCGCUUCUGCCAUUAUUCAAACAGAGUCGUUUCCACAUGCCUCCUGUUCGAUCCACUCUAAAGAUCAGACCCAGACCGUCUGCCGAUUUGAACGACGUUGAGUACAUCGGACCCGACAAAGUGCUCACCAGCCAGGAGGCCCAUAGACUCAUCAAGCUGUUUUUUGCAACCAUGCACCCGUUCUUCCCCUUCAUUCCGCAAGAGCUCCACAAACCAGAGGUGCUACCGGGCUAUCCCAUGCUGUUGUGCUCGAUAUUGACCGUCUCUUCGCGGUACCAUUCACUGGACACGCCAAACAGACACAUCGAGAUCCACGAACAGCUGUGGGUCUACUGUCAGCGACUCAUCAGUAUGACCGUCUGGGGAGAGUCUAGUAGCAGAAGUAUCGGGACUCUGCUGUCGUUCCUACUCUUCACCGAAUGGAACCCGCGCGCAAUCCACUUCCGAUGGGGCGACUACGCCAAUACACCGGAGGACGAGGCCCAGGAAGAGUACACGGGGCUCAGUGCCAUGAAACGGUCGGAGAUUAUGUCUUUCAUGCUUAUUGGAACAGCUACCAGACUCAGUUUCCUUUUGGACGAGCACCCGCUCACUUUCCUAGCAACACACAUCUCCGAGACCCAUUCGGCCAUCAACCUGAACAAACGGUCGAUGCUCUCACAGACACUUAGCGACGUUGACAUCAACGACCCCAACUUUGCUUUCAGUCUUCACCAAAAGGCAACCAUAGAACUUCUCCAGUUCACGUCGCUGUGCUACGAGUCGUUGUACGUGCACAACCCGAAGCUGGGUAGUCUUAAUAAACACCAGAACCUUGCUGUUCUCGAUAUCCUUUCUCCGUUGCUGGAGAACUGGUACAAGAAGUACCACAAACUGCUGAAACCGUCCACGCCGCACACAAUCAACGACAACUACGACGAGUUCAUCGUACAGGACUCGUCGGCCAAGAUCUACAAAGAGGUGAACCACCAGGUGGAGAAAGAGUCUCUAAUUUUGGAUUACUACUACGCAAAAUUGUAUCUCUAUUCGCUCGCCUUGAAUGACGACACGUCGAUGGGUCUUUCCAACACUUCCAAGAAAGGCCGCAGUCUGCGUCUGGACGAGCUGGCCAAGUACUCCCGGUACGUGGAGCUCGCUUAUAAAGCGGCCAAGGAGGUCAUCUCGGUGAUGCAGCGGGUGAACAGACUCAAGCUGCUCAAAUACAUGCCUGUCAGAUGGGUCACGCGAGUAAUUAAAGCCGUGGCAUUUAUUGUGAAAUGCUACCUGACUCUCACAACGCAUACGCCGGUCUCGCAGCCCGAGUCAGACCAGAGUGCCAGCGACAUCAUCAGACUGAGCAUCAUCCCAGUGGAAGAGAUUAUCCUGUUGCUCCAGAAAACAGCAAUCUGUUUGAGAGACGCUGCUCCCGACGAGCUCCACUUGUGCACCCGCUAUUCCACCAUCCUAAUGUACUUGUGCUCGCAAUUCAAGACUAAAGCAGUCAAGAAGACGGUGGUCGACUUUGAGGACGAGAUCAACAAGCAGGACGAGCCCGUUAGACCUCCGCAACCGCAGGCUCCAUCCCCGCCGAAUAUGGAAUAUCCGCAAUACCAAAACCCUGACCAGCAAGGCUUUGACGAUUACUUCACCAACCAAUCGGAAACGCUUUUCAACUGGUUCUCGUCCAACAACAACCCGGGUCUAGACUUUGUGGACCAGUUUACCAGAGAAAUUGAAAACGAGUUCUUGAAAACUGGAAUGAAUAAAUAG
Messenger RNA from Ogataea philodendri, 2376 nucleotides. RefSeq lists its product as uncharacterized. Gene Ontology annotation, molecular function: zinc ion binding; DNA-binding transcription factor activity, RNA polymerase II-specific. Lineage: Eukaryota; Fungi; Ascomycota; Pichiomycetes; Pichiales; Pichiaceae. Bases 1 to 2376 code for a protein of 791 amino acids. The record is from RefSeq and is a predicted model, not a curated record. Gene Ontology annotation, biological process: positive regulation of transcription by RNA polymerase II; aromatic amino acid catabolic process. The transcript has a single exon. Gene Ontology annotation, cellular component: nucleus.